AUGAUGCGGUCACGGCUAUGCUCCUCAACCGUCUUCUUGUCCGUAGCUGCGAAUGAGCAUGAUUUCGAGCCAAUGACGCUGCCAAGCAACACACAGCAGAAUUUUAAGUUGACUCACAAAGUCGCUCCUCAAGCACCUUUCAAAUCGCCAUCUCCAUCUCUCCAUGUGUCUGUCUCUCCAUCUCUCCGUCCAUCUCUCCGUCCAUCUCUCCGUCCAUCUCUCCGUCCAUCUCUCUGUCCAUCUCUCCGUCCAUCUCUCCGUCCAUCUCUCCGUCCAUCUCUCUGUCCAUCUCUCCGUCCAUCUCUCUGUCACUCUUUGUACGAGCAGGAGUUCGAGCCCAUGAAGCUGACUAUCAACUCCGAAGACCCCGCGCUCACACGUCCCUCAGGAACGCUCUCUUUGUUUCUCAGGCACGCGCCUCACACGCCCCUCAAUGUCGUUCUCAACAGCUCUCAGGACCUGCACUGCCUCGGCCGUCUCUUGGGACCCUCUGCGCGCUCCCUCACAACCUUGUGCCUUGGGCUCAAGGAACCUUUCCACGGAUUCAGGCCACGGCUGAUGCAUUCAGCAUUUCUAGGGGAGUUUGAGCAGCUGCAGAAGCUGGAGCUAGGCCACGGGACUUGGCAAUUAGGCAGCCUGAAUCCAGCAAUGUUCCGGGCUUUAAGGAGUCUGAGCAUCCACGAUUUCGAGCACGGCAGAAAUGUCCUGCCCGUUCUCUCAUCCAUUGCGCCGCAGCUGCAUGAACUCGCUCUCGCCUGCUCCACCCAUGGCUCUGGCUCUGCCUCUACCACCCUCGAUUUCAAGUUCACCGCUGCUCGAUCUAUCACAGUCUGCUUUGAGAAUCAAGUGCUCCACCUCCGCAUCGCCCUGCCUGCCUCUUUAAAGUCCUUCUCUGCCACUGCGGCCUGUCUCAAUGUGGAUUGCUCAUGCAACAGCAGCCCCUUUCUUGACUCGCUCUCUCUCAUUGGCCGCUCGCAGCUUCUCGUUUCUUCGCUCCCAUUGGCUGCCGCCAAAUCCGAUGACGAUGGGAUGGCGAUGAGGCUCGCAGUGGGGAUGGCAGUGGUGGGCAACUGUGGUGCUUCUGUAGCUGUGGUGCUGUGGUGCUGUGUCAUAACUUAA
Messenger RNA from Closterium sp. NIES-65, 1119 nucleotides. Lineage: Eukaryota; Viridiplantae; Streptophyta; Zygnematophyceae; Desmidiales; Closteriaceae. The record is from the annotation of a GenBank genome assembly.